Molecule: messenger RNA, 4863 nt
Organism: Budorcas taxicolor (takin)
Lineage: Eukaryota; Metazoa; Chordata; Mammalia; Artiodactyla; Bovidae
Gene: PADI2
Product: peptidyl arginine deiminase 2
Exons: 16
Coding region: 69-2066 (665 amino acids)
Cellular component (GO): cytoplasm
Molecular function (GO): calcium ion binding; protein-arginine deiminase activity
Source: RefSeq, a predicted model, not a curated record
UCACCUGCGGCAGGUGCCACGCGGAGCGGCCGGGCGAGGACGCGCACGGGGCCGGGCGCUGCGCGAGGAUGCUGCGCGAGCGGACGGUGCGGCUGCAGUACGGCAGCCGCGUCGAGGCGGUGUACGUGCUGGGCACGCACCUCUGGACCGACGUCUACAGCGCGGCCCCUGCGGGGGCCCAGACCUUCAGCCUGAAGCACUCAGACCGCGUGCGGGUGGAGGUGGUGCGCGAUGGGCAGGCUGAGGAGGUGGCCACCAAUGGCAAGCAGCGCUGGCCCCUGUCGCCCAGCACCACGCUGCGGCUCACCAUGAGCCAGGCGAGCCCCGAGGCCAGCAGCGACAAGGUCACCGUCAGCUACUAUGAGGAGGAGGGGAUCACGCCCGUCGACCAGGCUGGGCUCUUCCUCACGGCCAUCGAGAUCUCCCUGGAUGUGGACGCAGACCGUGACGGCGUGGUGGAGAAGAACAACCCAAGAAAGGCAUCCUGGACCUGGGGCCCUGAGGGCCAGGGCGCCAUCCUGCUGGUAAACUGUGACCGAGACACACCCUGGUUGCCCCAGGAGGACUGCAGUGAUGAGAAGGUCUACAGCAAAGAAGACCUGAAGGACAUGUCCCAGAUGAUCCUGCGGACCAGAGGCCCCGAGCACCUCCCCGCCGGCUACGAGACCGUCCUCUACAUCUCCAUGUCGGACUCGGACAAAGUGGGCGUGUUCUGCGUGGAGAACCCCUUUUUCGGCCAGCGUUACGUCCACAUCCUGGGCCGGCGGAAGCUCUUCCACGUGGUCAAGUACACAGGCGGCUCCGCGGAGCUGCUGUUCUUCGUGGAAGGCCUGCGUUUUCCCGACGAGGGCUUCUCGGGCCUGGUCUCCAUCCAUGUCAGCCUGCUGGAGUACAUGGCCGAGGGGAUCCCUCUGACGCCCAUCUUCACGGACACCGUGACGUUCCGUAUCGCUCCGUGGAUCAUGACCCCCAACAUCCUGCCUCCCGUGUCGGUGUAUGUGUGCUGCAUGAAGGACAACUACCUGUUCCUGAAAGAGGUGAAGAACCUGGUGGAAAAAACCAACUGCGAGCUGAAGGUCUGCUUCCAGUACAUGAACCGGGGAGACCGCUGGGUCCAGGAUGAAAUCGAGUUUGGCUACAUCGAGGCCCCGCACAAAGGCUUCCCCGUGGUGCUGGACUCCCCCAGAGACGGAAACCUGAAGGACUUCCCGGUGAAGCAGCUCCUGGGCCCAGAUUUUGGCUAUGUGACCCGGGAGCCGCUCUUUGAGCCUGUCACCAGCCUUGAUUCCUUUGGGAACCUGGAGGUCAGUCCGCCAGUGACCGUGAAUGGCAAGACAUACCCCCUGGGCCGGAUCCUCAUCGGGAGCAGCUUUCCUCUGUCUGGUGGUCGGAGGAUGACCAAGGUGGUGUGGGACUUCCUGCGGGCCCAGCAGGUACAGGCACCCGUGGAGCUCUACUCUGACUGGCUGACUGUGGGCCACGUGGAUGAAUUCAUGACCUUCGUCCCCAUCCCAGGCACCAAGAAAUUCCGGAUGCUCAUGGCCAGCACCUCAGCCUGCUACAAGCUCUUCCGAGAGAAGCAGAAGGAGGGCCACGGGGAGGCCAUCAUGUUCAAAGGCCUGGGCGGGAUGAGCAGCAAGCGCAUCACCAUCAACAAGAUUCUGUCCAAUGAGAGCCUCGUGCAGGAGAACCAGUACUUCCAGCGCUGCCUGGACUGGAACCGCGACAUCCUCAAGAAGGAGCUGGGGCUGGCGGAACAGGACAUCAUCGACCUGCCUGCCCUGUUCCAGAUGGACAAGAGCCGCCAGGCCAGGGCCUUCUUCCCAAACAUGGUGAACAUGAUCGUGCUCGACAAGGACCUGGGCAUCCCCAAGCCGUUCGGGCCCCAGGUGGAGGAGGUGUGCUGCCUGGAGACGCACGUCCGCUCCCUGCUGGAGCCCCUGGGCCUCUGCUGCACCUUCGUGGACGACAUCUCUGCCUACCACAAGUUUCUGGGCGAGGUGCACUGCGGCACCAACGUGCGCCGGAAGCCCUUCGCCUUCAAGUGGUGGCACAUGGAGCCCUGAGCCGCCCAGGGCUGCCGUGCGCGGGGCGCAGCCCGACGGCUGCCGUGCCGGGGCCGGACCAGCCUCUGUGGUUCUUAGUGUGAUUGCAGGGUGCCCUUCAGCGAUAGCCAUCAGGGAACUUGGGGAAAAACGUUUCUACUUUCAAUUUUACUUUUACUUACAGGACCUGGAAGUUGCCUGGCACACCUGGGCCACACAGCGAGGUCAGGAGGAGAGAGAGAACCCAGGAAACUGAGCCUCUGCUUGUAUGGGAGUUGGCGGGGGGGUCUGGUUUUUCGAGGGCUUUCUCUUCCUUGGUGAAUUUGAAAUGGAAGAGUGGAAAUUUAAAGCAAGGGGUGGGGGGAAGGUGGCCCCAAUUGUCAGUUAUCAGAAUCAACUAAGAUCUCUAGAAGAAAGGGCCUCAGUGAGGGGAGGCGGCCUGGCCCCUUACCUAGUUGCGUAGCUGGCACUGUAUUUACUCAAAGUCGCCAUGUUUGAAGUGAGUACUCAGCAACCAAAGCUGAGUCAGGCGCUUGUAUAACAAAAAGGAGGAAACCCAGCUGUCGGGGCUGACACCACAGGGGCCCGGGUGCCCCCCUCCCUCCCUGACUUCUCCAGACUCUCUGUACCCCCAGAGCACCCCGCUGCCUGGACUGGACUGCGGGGCAGCACUGAGGGCCUCCAAGCACUGGGGAGGGAUGUGGGAUAUCCGUGCCUUGCCCUCCCUCAGAAGGGCCUCAGCAUCCACAAUGUCACCUCCCCCUGUGAGCCUCCACGCUGCCCUCCCUGAAAAUAGCUGAACAUUUGGCCAGAGUCUGUAUAGCCCUGAUGGGAGAAGCAAAACAAAACCCCAGGACCCAGAACCUUCCCCCAAAGGCUUUAGUCUGUUGUCCAAAACGGAAUGAGAGGAGACGGGAAGGAGGCUCUGGGAUGACCAGUUUGCCCGGUAGCAAUGCCCCGAGGGUCAAGGCAGCCGGCAUGGAGAAGAAUUCUGGACUCCAGGUGUACCUAGAACUGCCAUCAUCCUUUGAAAUUCACUGCCCUUUGUCCAGGGGGCCUCCCCAUUUAUCCAUUCCUCUCCAGCCUGCCGCAGAGCCCCUUGGCUUGCCCCCUGCAGUGUAGACAGCACUGGCAGCUCCCCGCUCCCUGAGGGUCCAGUCAUCGAGCUUAGACGCUUCGCUGGCAGCAGAUUUUAUCAGCACACCCGUCUCCACUUCUGAGAUGCUCCUGCCUCAUCUUUCUCGUGGACCCAGGCUCUCCCAGAUGUCCGGGAGUCCCCCACACACACACCAGCAUCCUCGUGGCCCGAGAGUUCCGUGUGCAAAGAUGCCCCAGGGUGAGCUGUGUUAUCCAUCUUCUCUGCCGGGUUCUCGAUUCUCUGGCUGCCCCAACCCCUCUCCUCUCACGGCCUCCACUUCUGCUCUGGUGCCGUCUCUCCAGGCAGCUAGACAAGGACUUUUUCCCCACCAGCCACGCUCAGACCUCCCUGCCACAGGACACAAUUAAGACCCACCUCUCCUCUCCAGAUGUCAGGCGCAAGACAUAAAGACCCUGCCUUAACCUCCAGCCCCAACAGCUAGUUCUGGGCCAGCUGCUGGCCUUAGAGAUGGACCGAUGAGCCCCACCGAAGUUUCUUAGUACAUUUGCUGAAAAUCCUCUCAUUUAGACAUAAUCAGAUUCAUUCUCUGGCUCGCACUGCAAAGAGUUUCAGCUUUAAAAUUUCCUUUAAGGGCAGCUGACUUCAGAGAAUAAGUGAAUUAUAAUUGCACUUCGAGGGUUAAAAAGGAACUGAUUUAUAACCAAUGAAAAGGUUGUAAGUUUGGAUUCCUGAAGAAUGAGAUGAUCUUCUUGGGUUAUUCACUCAUUGAACAAACCUGCAUUGUUGCCUGAGUGCCAGGCACGGUGGUGGGCUCUGAGGGUACAGGGCCCAGUAGCAAAUGGGGUGUGGCCCUUGCCCUUGCCUCCAGGAGGCAGCCACCUGUAUCUAAAUGGCCGGCGUUUGCCCUUUUGGGGAUACACUCUUUAGAAGUACCAGUUCACUAUAUUCAGGGAAUGCACGGGGUGCAGAGCUUCCACAAGUCACUAUCGCAGUGAAAUGAGGCGGGGGGGUCUUCUUUAAACAAGCCUCCUGCCCGUCCAGCUGGGCCAGUGCCCCCCAGCAGAUGGGACCCCAGUGCCUUCAGAAGCUGCUGUUCCCGCUUUGGGAACAGCGGCUCCUGCCUUUGGGAACCCAAGCCCCAGGUUUCUCCAACCCCAGAGCUGAAGACACCAAGUGCCUAUUUGUGAAUCUGGAGACGUAGAGUUUGCUGUGUGUUUUUGUGCCUGGUUAAUGUGUGUUUUGGGGCUUUCUUUCAUUUUUUCUUUUUUUUUUUAGUCUGCCUUAAGGGGAAGUGAGCACUUCCCAUGUGGAGAUGGUGUGUAUUUCUAGAAUUUCCUAAGGCUCUCUCCAUCAAUAAGUCAGCAGUUUCUGAUGAUUCUGAAGCCCCCAGGCCUCAGACAGCCUUCCCCAUCUUGCUUGCCCACCCAUGUGACUACCCUUGCCGUGGAUAUCCCCCCAGCAUCCCUGGACUCAUCAUUCUUUCCCACCCACCACUUUCUAUAAACGUAGGCCUAGAAUACACUUCCGUGUUGCAGAACUCAGCCAAGGUCCUGUUUCGAUCUUUACUAUGAAAUAUUUUAAAUAAGAGAGCAGAGGGUAUUGUGAAGAUGACGAGAAGCGGGGCAUGGUUUCAACUUUCUGGACGAGAAGCAAUGCUGGAGAUCACGACAUGUUUGGGAAAGAGCCUGAUUAAACAGCAACAAAAUAAAAGGUCAGAGG